Trichosporon asahii var. asahii CBS 2479 is the source of this 2670-nucleotide messenger RNA. RefSeq names its product cytoplasm protein. The coding region runs from base 1 to 2670 and encodes 889 amino acids. Lineage: Eukaryota; Fungi; Basidiomycota; Tremellomycetes; Trichosporonales; Trichosporonaceae. The transcript has 4 exons. Gene Ontology annotation, cellular component: cytoplasm. The record is from RefSeq and is a predicted model, not a curated record.
AUGGCCGACGCCGCAGUGCCCGCGGCCUCUACCACAGAGGGCGAUGGCAGCGGCCAGACCACUGCAACGCAGACGUCAUCCAAGGACAGCAAAGCCACGCCUCCCCCGGCUCAAUUCCGCCCUUCGCCAGUGCGAUCCUUCACGGUUAGCAACCCCUAUCUGUCCUCGGCUGUCAAGCGCGGGUCGAGCCAGCCACCGGACGAGCGCCUGCCCAUCUCAUCGCCAGCUUCAGGCCGCGGCAGCCCGGGGCAGACCAACGGCACUACAGCCAACGACUUCGGCGUCAUCGGCGGCUCUCGGAUGUCUGGGAACGGUCGGAUGGGCGGCCCGUUGCCCUACGGCUCGGGCCCAGUCCGUGCUAGCUCGUUCUCCGUCGCUGACAAGAUUGACCAGCGUCCCUCCUCCCUCGUCCGCACCCUAUCAUCGCAUGUCGAGGAGCUCCAGAUCUCUCGCUCCAGCUCCCCGUCGCAGUUCCCCACCUUCUCGCCUUCAUCUUCUCCUUCGACUUCUCCUACCACCGGCAACCAGGCACUCCCUCCGCACAGCAGCAGGGGAGGGCAGUACUCGCCACCAGUCGCUCCGGCAAACGUAUCCCGCUCUAGGUCCCAGUCAUUCGCGACCGGUGUCAGGCCUGACCGCAGCUACAUGAUGCCGCUCAGUACUUUCGACUCGGCGGGUGGAUCGAGCUUCUUCGAAGAAGGAUGGCGCCAGGAUGGUUCCAGCAACAUGUCUCCGUUCACGAGCGGAAUGCGCCCGUUCCUCGACAACAAUGAGGAGCCUCCCAAGCAGAGCAAGACUGCAACUCGCAGCAAGACCACCAACUUUGGGCCAAAGAGCUUCAGAACCCCGCAGGAUGCGACAUUCGGCUCACGUACGAACUGGACUACUUCGCCCACAACGGCGGCGCUCACCACAUCCGUCACAAACGCUCUUGGUGGCGUCGGUGGCCAGCCCACGUACUCGUCUGUUGUCGGUGGUUUCGAGGACACCGCCAACGGAGGGCGUUCUGGCAACUCUAGUCGCCGCCAUAGCAUGUCGGUGAUCGCCGCACCACGGCGCGGCUUUAGCUUCAACGACGCCGGGCCUGGUCUGAGCGCUGUUGGAGGCGGCCGUUCUCGCGGUUUGGGUUCUCUCGGCUUCACCGAUGAAGAGCUCAUUGCAGACUCCUUCGGCAAUGCGCUGAACCUCGAUGUUGACGAGAACAAUCAGGGUGUAAUCACUGCGGAGCCGGAGCAGGCUGCAUCCAGCCUGCCGAUCUUCGCCCCAGGUCUUUCGGACAACCCCCGCCAGAUCGCUCGCUCUAACCCGUCGUCCGACCCCUUCUUUGGCUCUUCGCCCGGCGGAACGACUGGUCCGGAACAACGCGAGGGAGGCCGCGGCCGCUUCGGGUUCGCUGAUACUCGUUCUAGAACAUCGUUCUCGGGCGCUGUCACUGGCAGCCCCGACAGAAUCCGCGAAGGAGGUCCCGGUGCCAUUGGUGCGCCCGUCCGUUCGGGCGGACAACCUCAAGGUCCUGGUGGAUUCGAUGCCCGUUUCGGCGGCGGCGGCAACAUGGGCAUUCCGUCGCCGACUGCUGGCGGUUUCAGACCCGGACCUUUCUCGCAGGGACCGCCUCCCGGUCCUGGACCGACCUUUGGAAGGCCGCCCGGAGGUUUCGGAUACUUUGGAGGUAUUGGCCAGACGCCUGGUCGCCCCUCGUUCCCUCAAAACAACUUUAGUGGCUUCGGCGGCUCCGGCUUCGGCGGCCCUCCUGGUGGCCCAGUAGGUGGCAUGUCCAACCCUGGUCCCGGCUUCCCUCUGGGAUCCUCUGGCCCUCCUGGUCCAGGUCCGAACUACUUUGGUGGUCCGCCUCAGCCGCAGAGCGGCAACCCCCAGUCAUCUCCGUCAUUCUCGUCCCUCUCGCUGGCGGACCUGGGUAAGGGCAUUCCUCUCGCCUCGCUGCCUCCUACUACGCCUCUCUACAUCGUGACGUUCAAGGCUGGCCGCCGCGACGUUUUCUACUGCCCUGACCCCACCCUGUUGAUCAGCAACGGUGACCGCGUGAUCGUUGAGGCUGAUCGUGGCUCUGACCUUGGCACUGUCGUUUACGACCAGCUGACACCGGUCGAGGUGCGCGAAUGGCAGGAGCGGCAGGCUACUGCGGCGCUUCUGUCCGGAGCCUCCCAGCACCAGCCCCCUGGCAUGGCCAUGGCCAACCAGCCGCCUGCCGCGUCCGGCACCACCAGCAACCACAAGCGUAACGGCAGCCAAGGUCAGCACUUUGUGCCCGCCCCGGGUGCCAUCGAUUUUACCGGCGCGGACCUCAACACGCUUCUCUCCGGGGUCGGUCCCAGUGGACCGCAGAUGGACAUGGGCGGCAGCGGAGGCAUUGGGGCCCGCGGCCCCCUGGCCAAGGAGAUCAUGCCCAAGCGUAUCUUCACAAAGUCCAGCGGCGGAGCGGAGGAGCAAGCGCGUAUGGUCGAGAAGCUGCGCGAUGAGCACGACGCCAUGCUGAUCUGUCGUGAGAAGGUCGCUCAGCGUGGCCUGCCAAUGCAGAUCGUGGACGCGGAGUACCAAUGGGACCGUCGCAAACUCACAUUCUUCUUCAAGGCAGACAAGCGAGUGGAUUUCAGCGAGCUGACCAAAGAGAAUUUCCGUAUCUUCAAGGACGACCCUCGACCCAUCACUUAG